AUGACAGAUUUGAAGCAACGACCAAAAGGAGAUACCAUGAUUCAAUGGAAAUUGGAAACAUUGCAAGUCGCUGCCACGAACCUUUCAACUGUUGUCCUAGUCUUUGCACUUUGGGGUUCUCUUUUUGCACUCGUAUCCCUUGUCUUUGGUAUUACUUACAAAAAAUUUACAAACAAUAAUGAAUCUAUUAAUCUUUUUUAUUUUAUUGUCUUGAAUUUUGUCGAACCAUUCUGCUUUCAAAUCGCGCAAUUUAUUAUAAUUUACAACUCAGUAAGGCCAACUCCAAAUAAUGCACCAUUGGGUCGGGCGUUCAGCAUGAUGAAAAAUCCGCAACACCCUUUCAAAACAUUGUCAAGUAGGAGAAUGUCAAGUUCGAAAAUAUCAAGUAUGAUAAUAUCUAGUACGGGAUCAAAUACGAAAAUAGAAAAAGAUACUCGUUCUAGCAUAAUGCGACCUGCGUCCAUUGUUCCUAAGGCACACCUAUUAUCUCUGCCAGAAACUUGCAGUAAAUCCAUAACUUUCACAAGCUCAAGUCCCACAAACACGGAUUCAUCAAACAAGUUAUUACAACCUGUUCAUCCAAGAAAUCGUUUAGCGUUAGAUGAAAAUCUUGAUACAAUAAGUAAUGCAUCGACAUCAUAUUAUUCGAUCGGAGAAAGCUUUAUAACAUUAAGUCGAAAUAACUCCUUGAUUGAUUUUAAUACGAAAGAAACCAAUAGCCAAAGAACAAGUUCUCAACUUUCUAUCAAUGAACAUUUAAUUUAUCGCUGCCCUUGA
Molecule: messenger RNA, 777 nt
Organism: Racocetra persica
Lineage: Eukaryota; Fungi; Glomeromycota; Glomeromycetes; Diversisporales; Gigasporaceae
Source: the annotation of a GenBank genome assembly